This is a messenger RNA of Helobdella robusta, 501 nucleotides long. RefSeq lists its product as hypothetical. The annotation marks the transcript as partial. The transcript has 3 exons. NCBI's taxonomy places the organism in Eukaryota, Metazoa, Annelida, Clitellata, Rhynchobdellida, Glossiphoniidae. Gene Ontology annotation, cellular component: neuron projection. The record is from RefSeq and is a predicted model, not a curated record.
GCAACCAUGAUUUGUCACGUGACUGGGGUACCGGCCCCAGCUAUUUACUGGAGCAAGCAAUUCGGACAGCUGUCUGACCCAGAUAGAUUCACGGUGACCCAUGAAGGGACCUUGACCCUGACGAACCCGACGAUAAGAGACGAGGGCGUCUACGAGUGUAAAGCCGAAAACGAACUAGGUCAAGCUAUUGCCAUGACGACCCUGAAAAAUCUAGGUCAAGAACCAUCCGGCAUUUCUGCGCAUGAUGGUAAGCGCCCGGACGGAUGCACACUAAUACCUUGGAGAGCCGGCAGAUGUUUGGCGUGGGAUGUUACGGUCCCUUGCACCCUCGCCAAACGAUACGUAAACCUGACAAGUAAAGAAUGCGGUUUGGCCGCGGCCAGGGCAGCGGACGAGAAAAUGAAAAAGUAUGGGAACGCCCUCCCCUCGAUGGAAUUCUUGCCAAUAUGUAUCGAGGUUCUCGGCCCGAUGGACCCCAACACCCUUAAAUUUCUUAAGGCA